CUCCAGGUGGGACCCCCGCCGGCGCGCUGGGCGGCAGGAGGAGGGGCCGGCCGCCAGCGCCGCCCUCCAUCUAUCACAUGGCCGGGGCGCCACCAAAACAACAGCUUCGGCCGCGGCGGGGAUCAGGGCCGGGAAGCCGGGUCCGGGCCGCCGCCCCCGGCCAUGGAGGACGGGUUCCUCGAAUCCUUCGGGAGGCUGAGCCUCCAGCCGCCGCGGCCGCGGCCGCCGGCCCCGCCGCCCCCGCGCGGGCCGCCCCCGCGCCGCCCCGGCUUCCGGAAGCACCUCUACCUGCUGCGCGGCCUCCCGGGCUCCGGCAAGACCACGCUGGCCAGACAAUUGCAACACGACUUUCCCAGGGCCCUGAUUUUCAGCACGGACGACUUUUUCUUCAGGGAAGAUGGCACCUAUGAGUUCAAUCCAGACUUCCUAGAGGAGGCUCAUGAGUGGAACCAGAAAAGAGCAAGAAAAGCAAUGAGGAAUGGCAUAACCCCCAUUAUUAUUGAUAAUACCAACCUCCACGCCUGGGAAAUGAAGCCCUAUGCAGUCAUGGCACUUGAAAAUAACUAUGAAGUAAUAUUCCGAGAACCCGAGACUCGCUGGAAAUUCAACGUUCAAGAGUUAGCCAGAAGAAACAUUCAUGGAGUCCCAAGAGAAAAAAUACACCGAAUGAAAGAACGAUAUGAACACGGUGUUACCUUCCACAGUGUGCUCCGCGCAGAAAAGCCAAGCAGAGUGAACAGAAGCCAGGACAGGAGCGGAGCACCGCCUUCCAGUGGGGCGGGACCCUGGAGCACCUGCGCGGGGUUCCCGCGGAGCCGCGGGCGCGUUGCCCAGGAGAGCGCCUUCACCAGGAGGGGCGGCUGCCACAGUGGGUGUUAGAGGCUGCGCUUACAGGCAGCGUUUUCCUAAAUCAGUUUUUACUUCCAUUUUCGGUAUUUAUUCUUUGUUCGGUUUUAGUCAGAGUCCUAAUUCCAGUGUAAAUAGUUGAACCUGAAUGUUUUUGAGCAGAAGUCAUCAUAUUCAUCUUCAUCAGACAUUUGUUAGUGAUGCUCUAUGCAUGGCCUGAUGCUGGGAGUUCUGCAGGUUUGGUUAGACCAAGUCACUCUCUCUAGGGAAACAAUUAAUUUGAAGAUGAAACCUGAGAAACAUACCCAAGAAUGUAAUCAAUUAGUCACAUAGGUUCAUAAAGUGUUUACAGUAAAUAUAAGCUUCAAUACCACUUUCUCUGAAGUAAUCUAUUUUUUCAGGAAUUCAUCUCUAUCAGGAAAGUUGGAAAGAUGGGAGAAAAGAUGAGAGGCAGGAAAAAUUUUAGUACCAUUGCUACUUUUUAAAUCUAUGUAUCCAAAAAUGUGAAAUAUAUGGCUGUAAUGAUGAAACUGAUUUUCCUUUAAAAAGAAUAUACUAAAAAGUAUACAUAUAAAGGAAUACUUUCCUUCAAAGUAGACACUUUGGGAAAUUAUUCCUUUAUUCUAAUGACAUGUCAUUGUUAAAAAUGUCAAAUCCUUCUUAAUACCUAUACCAGCUACUGAGGAAAAUCAGUGUCAUUAUUUGAAGUCAACUGUUUAUAGUUUUAUGUUUUAACUACCACUGUAUUGAACAGUAUUAAAUCUGAAUAACUUUUGGCUGAUGUGCUAAUAAAUAAAACAAGCCUUCUUUAUAAAACAUCAAUUUUUAAGAUGAAUCAUUAAGCAACUUUUAAAAUUUUGCUUAUAAGUGUAAUUAGUGGGCAGCCCCAGUGUUUGGGAGUACAAGAAAUUAAGCAUCCCAGGAACAGGUCACAGAGGGAUAGGUGAGCCAUGUUGGUGUUUUAUGACAUCAAGACAA
Messenger RNA from Pipistrellus kuhlii (Kuhl's pipistrelle), 1824 nucleotides. RefSeq names its product NEDD4 binding protein 2 like 1 (gene N4BP2L1). The coding region runs from base 163 to 879 and encodes 238 amino acids. NCBI's taxonomy places the organism in Eukaryota, Metazoa, Chordata, Mammalia, Chiroptera, Vespertilionidae. The record is from RefSeq and is a predicted model, not a curated record. The transcript is spliced from 5 exons.